GAGGGGGCGAGGGAUACUGAGGCCCAGGCAUGGAGCUGCCGGCUCCGGUGCGCCAGCGGCUGGGAAACUUCAGCCGGGCCGUGUUCAGUGAUUCCAAUUGGACCGGUCCAGAGUCCAAUGAGGGUCCGGACGAAGAAAUAGAAGCUCAAAGGGCUUAAAUAAUUUAUAUCAAGUCUGACAUCCAGGGUCACAGAGGUUUGGGGAGCUCAGAUUUGCUUGAACUCUGAAGCCCAUGAUCUGUUCAGUACACCAGACUGUUUUUCGGGAAGGGGAGUGUGGUUCUUUGCUAGCACUUCUUAUUGACAGUUUAAGUGAAAAUGAAAUGGUCUCCAGUUUGGCAUUGCAGAUGUCACUUUAUUUUAAUACCUACUAUUUCCCACUGUGGUGGGUGAGCAGCAUUAUGAUGCUUCACGUGAAGUAUUCAAUCUUGCCUGACUACUACAAAUUCAUUGUGAUCACUGUUAUCAUCCUAAUAACCUUAAUUGAAGCCAUCCGGUUGUAUCUGGGCUACAUGGGUAACCUACAGGAGAAGGUUCCUGAGUUGGCUGGCUUUUGGCUUUUGACCCUUCUAUUGCAGUUACCUUUAAUUCUUUUCUUGUUCUUUAAUGAAGGCCUGAUAAUUCUGCCCUUGGAAAAAGCGGUACAUAUCAUCUUCACUGUCUUCCUUGCUUUCCAAGUUGUUGCAGCAUUUCUUACCUUAAGGAAAAUGGUUAAUCAGUUGGCAGUUCGUUUCUACCUCCAAGACUUUGACCGGCUGUCUGCAAACAGAGGAGACAUGAGAAGGAUGAGGUCGUGUAUAGAAGAGAUCUGAUCCAGUGUUGUUGAGUGAAAAUCUGACAGAUCAUUCUAGAGACUGUAAGAGUUAGGAAAAUAUCAGAGCUCUAAUAUGAGAAAAGGGACAAAGCAAGUGUUUUGAAUUGUAUAUGCUCUCACUCUGCAAUUCCAAGGUUGGGGGCAAUGAUGAAACUUUGUACAGUAUAUGAAACAGUAUAUUAACCCUAAAACCUAGAUGUUGUCCACCUGAUGUCAAAUUUCUUAAUUUUUUUUUAUGUUGUUGUCUUUUUCAGGAGUGUAGAAAUCUAUGUAUUGGUGGUUGUCAUUUGCCAGAUCUCCUGUAGUAUUUCUGGUUAGAAUCUGUAACUAGAGAUGUAUACAUUUCUUUAAAACUUGUUGGUUAUCCAUGUCUUGUCUGUACAUAUGACCAUGUUUCUUGACAUGGAAAUGCCAGUCAGUGUUCCUAUGUAUUUGACUAUAUUUAUAAACCAAGAGACCGGCCGGACACAGUGGCUCACGCCUGUAAUCCCAGCACUUUGGGAGGCCGGGGUGGGCAGAUCACGAGGUCAGAAGAUCGAGACCAUCCUGGCAAACAUGGUGAAACCCAGCCUCUACUAAAAAUACAAAAAAAAAAUUAGCUGGGCGUGGUUGCAGGCGCCUGUAGUCCCAGCUACUUGGGAGACUGAGGCAGGAGAAUGGUGUGAACCCAGGAGGCAGAGCUUGCAGUGAGCCGAGAUCAAGCCACUGCACUCUGUCCUGGGUGACAGAGCGAGACUUAUCUCAAAAAAAUAAAUAAAUAAAAAAUAAACCAAGAGACCAAAUUUUCAUGUCUGCUAGGGUUAAAUUCUAACCCUAAUAUUAGCUGUUAUACUGAGAUGAAGAAGAAAACAGGUGGAUUGCCUUGGUAUUUAGGAAAUAUUUUUGUUAUAAAAUUAUAACUUUCGUAAAACCAUAUUCAGUAUUUGUAAUGGUGGUGUACAAAAUGCUUUUACAAUAAAUUAUUAAAUAUUUAAGGUAUUAGCAACAAA
Molecule: messenger RNA, 1802 nt
Organism: Symphalangus syndactylus (siamang)
Lineage: Eukaryota; Metazoa; Chordata; Mammalia; Primates; Hylobatidae
Gene: TMEM17
Product: transmembrane protein 17
Biological process (GO): non-motile cilium assembly
Cellular component (GO): ciliary transition zone
Source: RefSeq, a predicted model, not a curated record